This is a messenger RNA of Priapulus caudatus, 1065 nucleotides long. RefSeq lists its product as uncharacterized. The record is from RefSeq and is a predicted model, not a curated record. NCBI's taxonomy places the organism in Eukaryota, Metazoa, Priapulida, Priapulimorpha, Priapulimorphida, Priapulidae.
GUAGCGGCCAUCGAGGCCAAGUGUGGGGAGCAACGCGUGGAAAGCAGAGCGGCGCAGUGUCUGAAGAACAAGGGAAACAUCAGCUGCCAGCAGACGGAUUCGUUCUCCGAGAGUGAAUGCAUCUGUGAGGGAGACUCCAGCGAUGUGUGCCGCCAGUUAAGAAUCCGAAGCACAAUGUGCGGCUGCCAGAUCGGCGAAAAGUUUCAUCCGUUCCCGCAGUAUGCCUGCGAUGAGGCAUCCGGCUGCAAUUGCACCAACGCCAACAUCAUUAUCGCUGCCUGCCGGAAUUAGGGGGCAGCACUGCAAUCGCUCGCUCUGAGAAGAGGAGGUGGCUAGUUGGUUGGCUACUCACUAACGUGGCCGUGACCAUAAUCGCGUGCAUGCAUUCCGAUCGCAUCUACGCGUCGCUUUGCACACACACACAUAUAUAUCCCGAAGCUAAACACCACACUACUGUUACGAGUUUUACACAUUUACACAUGCACGAAGUAUUCAAUUUACGUUGAACUGACUCCAGUUUGAAGGGAUUCAAUGCCACGUGAUAAAACUCGUCAAAAAUCACCAUGUAAAACAUGUAUGCGACCGCAUGCACGUAGCAAGCAUUGCGAACUAACACACGAUCAACGAUUUACCUUCUAAUAUUUGACAUCUCAUAUUUCUUACUUGACUGUCAGCAAUAUAGUGGCAGCUGCUAGCCGCACGCCCUCUUAUAGUGUCAAAGUGGGGUCAUCAUUGACCAGACAAUACAUUGAUCUAAAGGCGGUAUGAUCAGAUGGGUGCUGUAGCCAGUCAUUGCAAAUCCUGUGCAUGAGAUGUAAUUAGCCGGUUAACGGCACAAGGUUUCUUUUCCCCAAUGUAAAGCUGGGUGGAUGACACGACUUUAAUGAUAUAUGACACCGUACUUUACGUUUUUGCCACGUGUGUUUUAUGUUGUACAUUUUUGUGUUGAUUUACGGUUACGAAAAUAAUUCACUAUUCUUUUUAUUAUUUAUUACAUGAAUAUGAAAAACCACUUAGAUUGUAAGGUAUUAUGUAUAUUUACACUCAUAAUGAAUUUUUAAUAAA